This is a messenger RNA of Styela clava, 2999 nucleotides long. Its product is annotated as protein phosphatase 1 regulatory subunit 36-like. The record is from RefSeq and is a predicted model, not a curated record. Gene Ontology annotation, biological process: negative regulation of phosphatase activity. Gene Ontology annotation, molecular function: phosphatase binding. NCBI's taxonomy places the organism in Eukaryota, Metazoa, Chordata, Ascidiacea, Stolidobranchia, Styelidae.
GAAAUGCAAUUGCUGAAUUGCCAGUCACUAAUCAACAAUUAUUUCUGAAUAGAUGGAUGAUAUCUAAAUACUGAAAUAGUCUACUGUCAGACUGUGGCAUGUUUGCCAACAAGCAGUUACACAGGCAAUUUUCUGAAAUUAUAUUGAUAUUCUAAUAAUGAUGUAGAAUAUUACUUCAGCAAGAAUUUAACAAAUUCCAACUAAAAGAUCUAAGUUAAUUCUCCAUAAGUAGAUUUAAGCUAUUUCUUGGAUCUUGGAGGAUGGCUGCUACCACAGAAAUGAUCCUGCCUACAAUGACAAAAGGUCAUUUUGUAUGGAAUGACUACAACAAUAAUUUGGAAUUUGUGAGUGAUGAUGUUAGUUAUGACAAUCGAGAUAAAAAGAAAAAAGGCAAAAAUCAAGCAAAUUAUGCUGGGACACAAAACUUCAAGAUUCAAGGACAGACGACCUUCGAUUCACCAUUCAGGUCAUCACCAAUGAAGAUCCCAUAUUCUGCCGGAGUCGGUUCAAGCAAAGGAGGUGCCCGAACAAUUGGUCCACGUAGAGGUGGUUCUCCAAAAUUUGCCACUUCAUCAAGUGACACAGUCACCCUGAGUGAUGUGAAAAAAGUUGCUUUGGAUCAAUUGAUAAGUGAAAUGGAGACGAGUAACAUAGAUAUCUCACCUUCAUUUAGAAUGUUACUGAAAACUUCUCCCAAUAUUACAAAAAGAAGAAAAAGGCCAGAAUUUUUAAAAGGAGAGAAAAGACGAGCUUCAUCUAUUAGAUAUGAAGAGAGUGCAGGGAAACGUUUUAAACAGAUGAUGAAAUCGAAUAAACAAUAUUUUUUCAGUCAUUUAAUGAACAAACAAGAAUUUGAUGGUUUUCUGAUAUCAAUGCUGCAUUAUUUUACAUGCGUGUUUGAUCAAAUUGAACAAGAGCAUAGACCACAUAAAACAAGUUUUCUGGAACCAAGCAAGGCAGAAAUACAAGCUCUUGCAGACACUAAGAAGAAAAUGGAAGUUACAAGACGAAAACUUGGCCAAUCAUAUUGUGUUUUAAUACUAGGAUUAGGAAUUGAAAAACAACAUCACAUGGGUUGUGGGAAGAAAAGGGUGUCAAGUACUCACAGAGACAAGAAGAUGUUUGAAGAUUUAUAUCUUUUUUGCACUUAUGUUGUGUGGAUUACAUUUCGGAGGAAAGAAUUAGAGCGAGUUAAAAUAGAAGUUGGAAACAUGCUUCGUUCUGAAGUAUUCAAUCCUGCAUUACAACAGAAACACAAAGCCUCAGUUACUGCUGAAGCAAAGCAGACAAACAAUAGUAAUGUGCAUAAAGUGAAAAAAGAAAUUCCGAAAACAGAGAUCACAAAGCCAGAUCAGAAGAAACCUGGCCCGAAACCAAUUGCUGAACGAGUGCAGGAUCUACUCAAUGCUAAGCUUCCUACAAUGGAACGUCUCACUCCCGCACAACAUCGAAGAAAAACUGGGAAAAGGCCUGCCAUUAGAACAGCCAUAUAUCAAAGGUCAACUGCAUUGGUCUCAUUAUUGCCACUUCCGAAGGAAGAAUCACAAUAUUUGUUCCAAUCAACUCAAGGCACAGUAAAACACAAGAAAGAAAGAGUUGAAGACGAGGAAAUGGAAUUUUUAAUGCCGGACAUUUCUUCUCAAAAGAUUGGAAUCAUUGGAGAACAUAAAAGCUUAUUCAAUUUAGCAAAUUUGAUGCCAAAAAAUAUGGAAAAUGAAGAAGAUAAUGAUUCAGAAAAUGAUGGUAAUGCAAAUGAUGAUGAAAGUCAAAUUCGCUGUGAUAUCGAAUUAAAUCGACAGUCGGAUGCUAUUUCAAGAGUCACAACAGCGGAGGAGAAAUAAAUUCAUGGGCACAACUUAUGUUUCCAAUUCCUACUUUUAUCUUGUGAACCAUAAUACUAUUCUGCAUACUGGGAUAUUGAAUUACCAUCCACCCUAUGCGAGUUACAAAUUUCUAUAUAUUUAAAACAUUCUGCUAAUAAUGCACAUUUGAGCAUUUUGUAAAUCUUUUAGUUUUUCUAUUUCAUUCUUUGUGUGGAAUAUUUUGCACGAAACUGUUAAAUACACAAACACUCUGAAAUUUAGUUCUAGUUUUUGACAUGGAUAUUUUUUAUCUAUGGUUAUAGAUUCUGAUAUUAGUCGAUAAAGUGAAAUUAUAUAACUAGAUUGACAAAUGUAAAUACCAUGUAUCAGUUGCGAUGAGGAAUACUUCGUAUUUCUAAACCUUAUAUUGUUCUAAUAAGCAUAGUUCUGAACACUGUUUGAACUCACGCAUGUAGAUUUUAUAUAUUUUUAUAUUCUGGAUUUUUACAAUUACAAUAUACCAAGUUUGUAUUUUUUAUGAAUUUUUGGAAAAAUAAAUUGUAAGGCAGGCUUAAAAUUUGGUCAAGCAGAACUUCACUCGGAUUUAAAAUAUUGCAUGAAUUAGUCGUGUAUCCAUUCAAAGCACUUCGGCAGGUAGAGUACUUGUAUUCAGGGCUGAAAACUUUGUCUUCAUUUAUAAGAUUCGGUUGCAUUUGUAUAGGUCGCUUACGUCUUCCAAACAGAAUUUCCAAUACGAAAAUAUGAAUGUGUCCAUGAUUUCGGUUUAGAAGCAUUGUGCUGUUUAAUCGAUUGUGUGAUACUUUAAAUAGGAAUUUCAAUGAACUUUGUACAUUGUUGUAAAACAUUUUUCAAUUUAAUAUUUUUGCAUAUAUAAAACACCUCCUUUUUCCACUUUUAUAAAAAAAUUGGGUGCUCCUGAAGUAUGCGCACCAAGAUGUCGCACAACCUGAACUCUAAACUGGUAGUGAACCUGAGUUCAGGUUGUGCGCCAUCUUGGUGCGCAUACUUCAGGAGGUCCAAAAAUUGUAUGUAUAAAGGUUAUUUGGGCUGAAUUUUUAUUGACGUUUUAAUAAGAUACGUGAAAAAACGAGUAUCAUAUUCAAAAUCAAAGUCUGCCUAGCAUCAUCAAAAUCGUUUUAAAAGUGCGAAAAUAUAAUUUUUUCAGACUUUGACAUA